Messenger RNA from Penicillium bovifimosum, 1098 nucleotides. RefSeq names its product TauD/TfdA dioxygenase family protein. The transcript has 6 exons. Gene Ontology annotation, molecular function: 2-oxoglutarate-dependent dioxygenase activity. Gene Ontology annotation, cellular component: cytoplasm. NCBI's taxonomy places the organism in Eukaryota, Fungi, Ascomycota, Eurotiomycetes, Eurotiales, Aspergillaceae. The coding region runs from base 1 to 1098 and encodes 365 amino acids. The record is from RefSeq and is a predicted model, not a curated record.
AUGGCUCCCGGCCUCACUGAGACUCCCGGCCUUCGAGGCCCGCUUGCAGCGCCUCCUCUCAAAUCCGACGCUGGGUUUAACAAGGAGAAUUUGAUUGGAUACAAGAUCGAAAAGGAGCGCGAGCUUCAGGGCACAGAGACUAUUGCCCCUGUGACAUAUCCUAACUAUCUUCCCGUAUGGGAUAACGAGACUGAAAGAUAUCCUCCCCUCGAGCCCUUCGAGCACUAUGACCACGGAAAAGACGCCGAUCCCACCUUCCCAGACCUGCUCACCGAGCAAGUCGAGGUUGACGAGCUCACCCCCUUCAUCGGCUCCGAGAUUCACGGCGUUCAAUUGAGUCAACUCUCCGACAAGGCCAAGGACCAGCUGGCCCUCUACGUCGCCAAGCGUCGAGUCGUCGUCUUCCGCGACCAAGACUUCGCAUCCCGCCCCAUUCAGGAAGUCGUCGACUACGCCGGCUACUUCGGUCGCCACCACAUCCACCAAACCUCCGGAGCCCCCAAGGGCUUCCCAGAGAUCCACCUCGUCUUCCGCGGCGCCGACGACCGCACCGGCCAGAACUUCCUCGAGCAGCGCACCAACACCAUCACCUGGCACUCAGACGUCACCUUCGAGAAGCAGCCCCCGGAACGACCUUCCUGUACCUCCUCGACGGCCCAACGACCGGCGGCGACACCCUCUUCGCCGACAUGGUACACGCGUACGAGCGCCUGUCGCCCGCCUUCAAGCAGCGUGAAUGCCAGUCUGAACGGCGGCGGCAUUGCCCGUCGUGACCCGAUUCAAUCCGAGCACCCUAUUGUCCGCACGCAUCCUGUGACUGGCGAGAAGGCUCUUUACGUGAACCCUCAGUUCACCCGUUAUAUUGUGGGAUAUAAGAAGGAGGAGUCAGAUUACCUCCUGAAGUUCCUGUACAGCCACAUCGCCUUGUCUCAGGAUACACAGGUUCGUGUCCGCUGGAGAGCUGGUACCGUCGUUGUUUGGGAUAACCGAGUCGCCUGUCACUCCGCCGUUUUUGACUGGGAAGAUGGUCAGCGCCGACACCUGGCUCGUCUGACGCCGCAGGCCGAGGCUCCUUUCGAGACUCCGUAUGAAGCGUAA